This is a messenger RNA of Aureococcus anophagefferens, 564 nucleotides long. RefSeq lists its product as hypothetical. NCBI's taxonomy places the organism in Eukaryota, Pelagophyceae, Pelagomonadales, Pelagomonadaceae. The record is from RefSeq and is a predicted model, not a curated record. The transcript has a single exon. Gene Ontology annotation, cellular component: mitochondrion. Gene Ontology annotation, biological process: mitochondrial fission. Bases 1 to 564 code for a protein of 187 amino acids.
AUGGAGCUGGUGGAACGGGAGAUCGAGGAGGACUUGAUCCUGCCCCUGCGGGACACGGCGGCGCGGUUCGCGGGCUACGCCCACUAUUUGGCCUAUAGCUCCGACGUCGGCGAGAGUUUCCGUGCCGUGCUGCCGGCGACCGCGGUCCGGGCGACCUACGGCGUCGCGGGCCUGUACAUGCUGGGGGACGUCUUUUACAACGGCUACGUCGAAUCGCACAAGCCGGGCUGCACGCCGACGCACAUCAAGCGGACGCCAGCGUCCCGCGGCCGUGACGAGUUUCGAGACUUUGCGUUUGGUAGGCUGACGCUCGCGCACAGCGCUUUAUUCCAGUUCCUCGCGAGCCUCACGCUGCCGUUCUUGGUCAUCCACAACACGGUGCACCUCUCGGAGAAGUACGUGUUCCAGACGAUGAGCAACGUCGUCGUGCGACGAUGGGGCCCGUCCGUCGUGGCGCUGUCCAUCAUCCCGGGCCUGCCCCUCGCGGACGGGCCCAUCGAGUCCGCGAUCGACUACCUGUUCGAGCACCGCGUCCGCUGCCCGAAGCACCCCGCCGCGGAGUAG